Batrachochytrium dendrobatidis JAM81 is the source of this 1281-nucleotide messenger RNA. RefSeq lists its product as uncharacterized. Bases 1 to 1281 code for a protein of 426 amino acids. The record is from RefSeq and is a predicted model, not a curated record. NCBI's taxonomy places the organism in Eukaryota, Fungi, Chytridiomycota, Chytridiomycetes, Rhizophydiales. The transcript is spliced from 2 exons.
AUGCCACUAGUUGUUAAAAACGAAGACCAUCCGACAUUUGUUUUUACAGUCGAGUAUGAUCCUUUUUUAGUAUUUGUAUCAUACUGGACAGCUGUGCUAGGAUCCUACACCGGUAUUCAGAUUCUGAAUGAGCUCAUGACAGUAUACCAAACUUACAUAGCAAUCAAUGUAAACAAUCUUUUAUUAAACCCGCCUCAAAUCAAAAACCAAAUUUUACAAAAUAUCUACAUCUACUUCAAAAUCAACGCUAAAAUCAUCCUCUCGAUAUUUAUGAUUGCGAUUGCUUUGGGAGGAUGCGGUAUAUGGGGAAUGCAUUUUCUUGGCAUGCACGCUUUACGUCUUUACAUUGUACCAAAGAAUGUCACUUCUAGUUUACCUAUAUUUGACCCUUAUACAGAAGAAAUCAGUCAAAACUAUUUUUUGAUUAUUCCGCUAUACUACGAGAUUUGGACAACCGUCGCGUCGUUGCUUAUCGCUGUUCUAGCUGUUUUUAUUGGUAUGCUGAUUUCGGCUUAUGCAGCUGGUAUGAUUUACGUGAGAUCGGAUAGUCACAAAAUGUCGGCAAUUUUGGCAGCGCACUCUGCCAAAGUUGGAACAUCGAGUCAUGCACAACAUAGUGGAGCACACUCCGUCUCUCAACGUGCUGUUGCAUCACAUAUCAUGGACUCUAUGAAAAUCAAUCCAAUGGCUUCUGUACAUAAUGCCAGCAAUGCCACUUCUCCUGCAGGAUCGCCUGAAAAAUUAAUUCCCCCAGCAUCUCAAACGCCUGCACCGACUACUGAAAAUAAUAGCGAAGGAUACAUCAACAUCAACAAAAUCAACUUUUUUCAACUGAGCAUGGUUCGAAAAGCUUAUUUUAUGCUUGGAUGUAGUAUUACAGGAUUAGGUGCUGCAGCAAUGCAUUAUUGCGGUGUGGCUUCUAUUCGAAUUCCAGGUGUAUCACUUAGCCAUCGCUCUGAAAUUGUUGCUCUGGCAGUCAUUAUCGGUCUUGUUGUUGCUAUUGCUGGACUAUGGAUUUUGUUUUUCCUUCGUGGCUGGGUAUUUCGUCUUAUGGCUCCAUUGGUUAUUGGCGCUGCUGUGUUUUCAUUACACUAUGUUGGCAUGUACGGUACAUCAUUUUCCAUCACCUCAGAUCCAAUGGUAAUGGAUCAUCAUGUAUUUUUAAAAUCAAAUCCAACCGUAAUCGGUGGACUGUUGAUUGAAAUAGUUCGUGCUCAAGUCAAUUUUUCGUUGGAGUUGAUUAUCUUGGCUGUUGGAUUUCAUUUGCUUAAUGCACACUAG